Haliotis rubra (blacklip abalone) is the source of this 1957-nucleotide messenger RNA. Its product is annotated as organic cation transporter protein-like. Gene Ontology annotation, biological process: transmembrane transport. The record is from RefSeq and is a predicted model, not a curated record. Gene Ontology annotation, molecular function: transmembrane transporter activity. Gene Ontology annotation, cellular component: membrane. The transcript is spliced from 10 exons. Lineage: Eukaryota; Metazoa; Mollusca; Gastropoda; Lepetellida; Haliotidae. Bases 257 to 1957 code for a protein of 566 amino acids.
CGUUAUUUCUUACUCGAUGCGUCAUAUUUAAUCUCCGGAUUUUCGAAGUUUGGCCAGGGACUCAGAUAGUUACAUGGUAAAGUCUUUUAAUACAAACAUUGAGCUUAUCGGUCAUUAAUACCAACCAGUCAGUAGUGUUGAUACACGGGUGGCCAUAAAAGAAGGCCAUAGUACGAAACAAUCUCUUUUAUUUAUCCGCGAAAUGCAGUGGAUAGAGUAACUGUGGAAAGGCGAAGCGGGAUUCAAGAUAAAGAAGAUGAGACUCAACUUUGAUGAUGUACUGCGGCACCUGGGGGAGUUUGGACGCUAUCAGAAAUGGAUGUGUUUUCUUCUCUGUCUGCCUGGACUCAGCUAUGGUGUCAGGAUGAUGAUCAGUGUGUUUCUUCUCAACGUUCCAGAACACAGGUGCGCCAUUCCCGGCUAUGACAACGACACCUACGAUGUCCAGUCUGACAGCCACGCCCACCUUAUCAACGCUACCAUCCCCUACAUCAUGAGGGACGGCAAACAGCAGCUUGAUCGUUGUCACAUCUACUCUGACAAUUAUGAUAUCACCAAUGUUAGCGCCAAUCGUGCAGUCCUCGGCUGUAAGAAGUGGGUGUAUGACAAGUCAGUGUUCGAGUUCACUGCUUCAAUGGAGUUUAGUUUUGUGUGUGACGACGCCAUACUCGCAACUCAUUGUAAGAUGAUCUACAUGUUUGGAUGCUUCUUUGGGGCUUUUGCUGCUGGAACCCUUGGAGACAAACUCGGUCGGAAGAAGGCUCUAUAUCUGUGUAUUGUGCUCCUAACUGCUGGCGGCAUCAUCCUGAACUGGUCCAGCAACUUCGUCAUGUUCGUCAUCCUCCGCUUUAUCAACGGUGCCUCAUCAACCGGGGUCUAUUCCACCUCUUUCGUAAUUGGUAUGGAGGUGGUAGGUCCCUCGAAGCGUGUCUUUACGGGGGUAUUUAUCCCAGUAUUCUUUGCCCUUGGUAUGACGAUCCUGUCGGGAGUUGCCUACUUCAUCCGAGACUGGCAUACCCUGGAGCUAGCCAUGGCGGUCCCUGUGGGCAUCUUCCUCGUAUACUGGUGGCUCAUUCCUGAAUCUCCAAGAUGGCUGAUGAACGAGUCCCGUUAUCAGGAAGCGGAAGUGAUCAUACGCCGUGCAGCGAAUGUGAACAAAGUAAAGCUACCUGACAAUUUCUUUGAACAACCAGAGAAGGCAGAAGACGAAACUAUUGACACGCCCAAGGGCAGCUUCUUUCAGCUCUUCACCACCACAGUCAUGUGUAUACGAACUCUUAUUAUAUUCUUUAACUGGAUGGUGGUCAGCAUGGUGUACUAUGGCCUGUCCCUCAACUCGGACAACCUUGGGGCAGGCAGCCUCCACCUCAACUUCCUGCUGGUGGGGCUGGUGGAAUUGCCGGCCUGUGCUCUUGUCCUGCUACUGCUCAACAGACUGGGGAGGAAGAUCUUGCACUGUGGUUCUAUGUUGCUAGGAGGAGUGUCUUGUAUCCUUACCAUCUUCACCAUCCUAUAUGCUGACCAGUCAUUACAGUGGGUCACAGUUCUGCUCGCUAUGAUCGGAAAGCUUGGGGCAGCAGCAGGCUUUGCUAUCAUCUACAUCUUCUCCUCAGAACUCUUCCCAACCGUCAUUCGCCACUCUGCAGCCGGAGCAAGUUCCUCCUUGGCCCGACUGGGAGGCAUGAUAGCACCGUAUAUAGCAGACUGGGGCAAGUUUGUUGGCGGAGACUUCGGCCGCGCCCUGCCUCUGUUGAUGUUUGGCAGUCUCUCCGUACUGGCAGGCCUGUUGGCCCUCCUCCUGCCGGAAACACUCAACAGAGACCUUCCAGAGACUAUCGAGGACGGAAUCAACUUUGGCAGACAACCCAUUCGUCUCAGAUCUACAGAUGACAAAGGUUUGGUUACAUUCUUUCAAAUAAGUAUCUUGCAUGAUGGUAGUGUUCCGAUGGACUGUUAA